Messenger RNA from Fundulus heteroclitus (mummichog), 4010 nucleotides. RefSeq names its product thrombospondin 3a (gene thbs3a). Gene Ontology annotation, cellular component: extracellular region. Gene Ontology annotation, molecular function: heparin binding; calcium ion binding. Bases 613 to 3468 code for a protein of 951 amino acids. The transcript is spliced from 23 exons. Lineage: Eukaryota; Metazoa; Chordata; Actinopteri; Cyprinodontiformes; Fundulidae. The record is from RefSeq and is a predicted model, not a curated record. Gene Ontology annotation, biological process: cell adhesion.
GUCACAUCAGCGGUUCGAUCCAGAAAGAAGUUCUGCUGAGUUUUUAAUUCUCCACAUUUUUUCACUGAAGGAAAAGGAAAACCUAGGAAACUUUUUUUUUUUAAUCGGUUCCGGGAUUUUCUGACAAGCUGCAGCUCCUCAAAGACUCGGUCAUCGGUUCCGUUUGGACCGAACCCGUGACGCAGCCGUGGGUUUUACUCCCGGUGCUCUCAGCUGUGUCAGGGAAACCGAACCCGAACUCGUUCUGGUCGCCGCGUCUGAAAUGAACCCGAGGUUCUGAUCCGGACCUUUAAUUGGACUCGAACCUCCCUCUCUCUGGGCGCGCGCCUGCGGACUAAGCGCGCGCCAGCGUCAGUUUCCAGCUGUGAGCUCGUGAGGCUGAGCGUCAGUUUCUCCUCCGGUGGUUCGGUUCGGAUCUGUUCGGUUCCGUUCGGACUGGUGCUUCGUUCCUCGGUUUGGACCCAGCCUGCUCUCCCCGGACUCAGCGCUCCUUGGACCCAAACUUCGCAGCCACUCAGGGUUCGGGAUCCAUCCGGUUCUAAAAGAACAGCCCGGUUCUUGAUUUUCAGUUUGAGGUUUUUAAACAGAACCUGGGUCCCUGCCGGUCCAAUAAUGGGUUGGAGUUUCCCGGUUCUUCUGACAGUUCUGUGCGCUCGGCUGUCGGCUGGAGUCCCGGACGGAGCAGAAGUUCAAGUGAUCGACGUGCUCGGCCUUCAGGACGCCAAGCAGAGCGUCGCGGCGGUGGAGAAGCUGUCUGGGGGUCUGAGCGCGCUCAGUGACCUCUACGUGGUGUCCACGUUCCGGCUGCCGGCGAAGAUGGGCGGGGUUCUGUUCGGACUCUACAGCAAGCAGGACAACAGGAAGUACCUGGAGGUGGCCGUCAUGGGCAAGAUCAACAAAGUCCUGGUCCGGUACGUCAAAGCCGACGGGAAGAUCCACACCGUCAACCUGCACAACUCCAACCUGGCCGACGGGCGGACUCACUCCAUCAUCGUGAGGCUCGGGGGCCUCCAGCGCAGCAGCAUGCAGGUGGAGCUAUACGCCGACUGCCGAUUGGCUGACUCCAGUCAGGGCGGGCCCCCAUUGGUUCCUUUUCCCAGGGAGGCGGACAUGGUGGAGAUCCGACACGGACAGAAGACGUACGCCCGCAUUCAGGGUGCAGUGGAGUCCCUCCGCCUGGCUCUAGGGGGCAGCGUUGCUAAAGCAGGAGCUCUGACCGACUGUCCCUUCCAAGGAGACUCAUCAGCCUACAACUCAGUGAGCGGCGAGAUGCACUCCAUCCUGGGUGAGCACACCAAGGCUCUGAUUGGCCAACUCAUCAUCUUCAACCAGAUCCUGGGAGAGCUGCGGCAGGACAUCAGAGAGCAGGUGAAGGAGAUGUCUCUGAUCAGGAAUACCAUCCUGGAGUGUCAGGUUUGUGGUUUCCAUGAACCACGGUCUCGUUGCUCUCCAAACCCAUGCUACAAAGGAGUCUCCUGCAUGGACAGUCUGCAGUACCCUGGCUACACCUGUGGACCUUGUCCACCUGGAACCACUGGUAACGGGACGCACUGCAGGGACGUCGAUGAGUGUGAGCUGCAGCCUUGUUAUUCUCCUGAAGCCUGCGUGAACACAGUGGGGGGAUUCAGCUGCAAGCCAUGUCCUCCAGGCCUUUGGGGGGCGCCGCUGGCUGGAACUGGACUGGACUACGCUAAGACGCACAAACAGGAGUGUGGGGACAUUGACGAGUGUGUGGAUCUUCCUGGCGCCUGUACAUCAAACUCUGUCUGCAUCAACACUGUGGGCUCCUACAAAUGUGGAGGCUGUAAACCCGGUUUCUUUGGCAACCAAACAUCGGGCUGCUUCCCCAGGAAGUCAUGUGCAGCAUUGACCUUUAACCCCUGUGACACCAACGCCCACUGCGCCAUGGAGAGGAACGGAGAGGUCUCCUGCAGGUGCAACGUGGGCUGGGCCGGGAACGGACACACGUGUGGGAUGGACACGGACAUCGACGGCUACCCCGACCGCUCGCUGCCCUGCAUGGACAACGACAAACACUGCAAGCAGGACAACUGCGUGUCCACGCCAAACUCGGGUCAGGAGGACGCGGACAACGACGGGAUCGGAGACCAGUGCGACGAGGACGCAGACGGAGACGGCAUCAAGAACGUGGAGGACAACUGCCGUCUGGUGCCCAACAAAGACCAGCAGAACUCGGACAGCGACUCUUUUGGAGACUCGUGUGACAACUGUCCCACCGUCCCCAACAGCAGCCAGAAGGACACGGACAACAACGGGCAGGGAGACGCCUGCGACCAGGACAUCGAUGGAGAUGGUAUUCCCAACGUUCUGGAUAACUGUCCCAAGGUUCCCAACCCGAUGCAGACAGACAGAGACAGAGACGGAGUCGGAGACGCCUGUGACAGCUGUCCUGAGCUCAGCAACCCCAUGCAGACGGACGUGGACAACGACCUGGUGGGAGACGUCUGUGACACCAACCACGACACGGACGGAGACGGCCACCAGGACACCAGAGACAACUGUCCCGACAUUCCCAACAGCUCCCAGCUGGACUCGGACAACGACGGCCUCGGGGACGACUGCGACCACGAUGACGACAACGACGGCGUCAUUGACGACUACGACAACUGCAGACUGAUCAUCAACCCGAACCAGAAAGACUCAGACGCUAAUGGAGUCGGAGACGUCUGUGAGAACGACUUCGACAACGACGCCGUGAUGGAUCUGAUCGACGUUUGUCCAGAGAGCGCCGAGGUCACUCUGACAGACUUUCGCGCCUAUCAGACGGUGAUCCUGGACCCUGAGGGCGAGGCUCAGAUCGACCCCAACUGGGUCGUCCUGAAUCAGGGCAUGGAGAUCGUGCAGACCAUGAACAGUGACCCGGGUUUGGCUGUCGGCUACACGGCGUUCAACGGCGUCGACUUCGAGGGGACGUUCCACGUCAACACGGUGACCGACGACGACUACGCCGGCUUCAUCUUCGGCUACCAGGAUUCCUCCAGCUUCUACGUGGUGAUGUGGAAGCAGACGGAGCAGGCGUACUGGCAGUCCGUCCCCUUCAGAGCCAUGGCCCAGCCCGCCCUGCAGCUCAAGGCGGUGAAGUCCAGAACCGGGCCGGGGGAGUUUCUGAGGAAUGCUCUGUGGCACACCGGAGACACCUCUGGAGAGGUGAAGCUGCUGUGGAAGGACCCCCGAAACAUCGGCUGGAAGGACUUAACCUCGUACCGCUGGCAGCUGAGCCACCGGCCGCAGGUGGGAUACAUCAGGGUGAAGCUGUUUGAGGGGACGGACAUGGUGGCGGACUCCGGCGUCGUCAUCGACACGUCGAUGAGAGGAGGCCGACUCGGAGUUUUCUGCUUCUCACAGGAACAGAUCAUCUGGUCCAACCUGCGCUACAGAUGUAACGACACGGUGCCAGAAGACUUUGCAGCUCGCCGUCAGCAGGUGCUCAUGCACAUUCAGGUCUGAGUGCAGCAGACGGACUGUUCACACACACAGAUGCAGUGAAUGAAACCUCUCAGAGAGCCGAGCGUCUGUGGAUCCGUGUGGCCUGGAGUCUGACUGGGAGUUGGGCUGUUUGAGUGAAAGUGUGAUUGUGUGACUGGCAGGAAGCUGAUAAAACACAGAAACCAGCCAUCAGAGCGCAGAGAAGCCUCAGCUUCAGUGUUUCUAUCAUCCCCUCCAUGGUUUUAACUCUGUGCUGCUGUAAUACUUUAAUAUUGUUCUCAACAUGUUUGCUUCUGUCCUGAUGACAAUUGUCUCCUUUUAGAAAAAGACGUAAAAACAAAAUGUUGGUGUUUCCAUUUGUUUCUGUUUUUAUCAACCAGUUUCACUGCAAGAAUUUUUAAAGGCACAACGUUUUUGGUGGAAUCCUGACAAUCUUCUCUUUUAUAAAAACACCCGCUGUGCACGGUGGCUCAUCCUGAGCUGCAGCACCAGGUGCUGAUAUGUCAAUAUUUUAUUUUAUAAUGCAUUUUUAGAGGUAAUAUAAAAUUUAACAGUGCACGUAA